UGAAGCAGCGACGCCAUCUUCACGCCUCUGCUCACCGGCUGCUCUUCGGCUCAGCGGAGCGACAGAGCUGUAGCUGAUCCACCAGCAGGACGCUGCAAGCAGCCCGAUAAUCCCCCCACCCCACCCCCUGUUUUCCACCGGGACGCUAAAGCAAACCCUCCCCGCUACCUGAGCACCAUGACGGACCGGGACAACUUGGUGUACCAGGCGAAGCUGGCCGAACAGGCGGAGAGAUACGACGAAAUGGUGGAGUCGAUGAAGAAGGUGGCCAGCAUGGAUGUGGAGCUGACCGUGGAGGAGAGGAACCUGCUCUCUGUAGCGUAUAAGAAUGUGAUUGGAGCCAGGAGAGCGUCAUGGAGGAUCAUCAGCAGCCUGGAGCAGAAGGAGGAGAACAAAGGGGGCGAGGACAAACUAAAGAUGAUCCGGGAAUACAGGAAAACGGUAGAGAAAGAGCUGAAGUCGAUCUGCAACGACAUUCUGGACGUUCUGGACAAACACCUCAUCUUAGCCGCAACCACAGGAGAAUCCAAGGUUUUCUACUACAAAAUGAAGGGAGAUUACCACAGGUACCUGGCAGAAUUUGCCACAGGCAACGACAGGAAGGAGGCGGCAGAGAACAGUUUGGUAGCUUACAAAGCUGCAAGCGACAUCGCCAUGAUCGAACUCCCUCCGACGCACCCCAUUCGUCUGGGUCUGGCCCUUAACUUCUCAGUUUUCUAUUAUGAAAUCCUCAACUCGCCAGACCGGGCAUGCAGGUUGGCGAAGGAAGCAUUUGACAACGCUAUUGCAGAACUGGACACUCUGAGUGAGGAAAGCUAUAAAGACUCAACACUUAUCAUGCAGCUGCUACGUGACAACUUGACACUAUGGACCUCAGACGUUCAAGGAGAAGAUUAAGGACCUUCUUCUUCUGUCCCUCUUCUCCGUUAUAACCGUGUAUUUAGUGAAGAACAGAAAAAAGAAGCGCAGCAAGAUGCGGAGGAAGAAGCCCAGUGAGACUGAACAACUCAAGACAAACCUUCCUCCUAUUUUUCUCGUCCCAGCACUAGCUCCUGUCCCAUGCCACAGUUUCCAGCGGGGUUCAGCCCACUAUCUUCCUCUACCUUUCGCCUCACUUCUACCUGCCUUUCUCACCCUUCUUACAUGUACGCCAGCUCCCUGUCUCCCAAGGGUCCACUCAGGCCCUCAUAUCCACUCCCCCGGGGUUUUACCUUUUCUCUUACUCCUCCUUCAAGCACCAAACCGUUGAAAGUUGCAGUCCUCUGCCACUGUUUUUAUUUCGCUUUACUUUGCUGCAUCAUCUGUUGCCAAGUCUGCUUGCCUGUAUUUGUAACAUACAUAUGCAAGGGUUUAUUUAAAGAUGAAACUCGGUUGUUUUUUUUGUUUUGUUUUUGUCCUGUGUAUGUGUGUUCAAGAUGUGCAUCGUUUCCAUGCUGUCAGUUUGAAAUGCUUCAGUCCCCAUAAUUAGUGAGUACAGCAAUGGUGGAAGAUGAAAAGCAGCUUUCAGUUUUAACAAAGUGCCCUAUAAAUCUGCUCCUCUUACAUAUUGGUGUCUCUUUUAGAGACGAACAUCAGAAUGUCCCCAUUAAAUCAUCUCUGUCAUCUUGUCCUGCCUUGGAGCAAGAGUUGUGCUGUGAGACUAUAGUGCUUUUGCUAAAGUUACUUAUUUAGGUAAUGGCUUUUUAACAUAGAAAAUGUGUGAGAGAAGACCGCCCAGCACUCUUUGAUUACUGCAGUUUGCAUUAGAAACAGUUUGGGAAAAUGGGGGCAUUUAUCCCCCCGUCAUCCCUGAGUCUUUCAGGUUUCUUCAUGUCAUCAUUUCCUCUCAUUUCUUCUCCUCCUUCUGUUGGGUAUGUGUAACGUGAAUCUGAUUUGUACUACUGGAUAUUCUCACCGGAGCCAUAAGUACCAUCUGUAUUCUUUCUGAAACACAGCAUGGAAUAACAUUAAACUUCAAACUGAAAACUUCAAGCA
Cyprinodon tularosa is the source of this 1974-nucleotide messenger RNA. RefSeq names its product 14-3-3 protein epsilon. Lineage: Eukaryota; Metazoa; Chordata; Actinopteri; Cyprinodontiformes; Cyprinodontidae. Gene Ontology annotation, biological process: signal transduction. The transcript has 7 exons. The coding region runs from base 178 to 897 and encodes 239 amino acids. Gene Ontology annotation, cellular component: cytoplasm. The record is from RefSeq and is a predicted model, not a curated record.